Molecule: messenger RNA, 1893 nt
Organism: Arctia plantaginis
Lineage: Eukaryota; Metazoa; Arthropoda; Insecta; Lepidoptera; Erebidae
Source: the annotation of a GenBank genome assembly
AUGGCAGAUAGUGCUAGCCAAUCGGAAAAAACUACUGAUGAGGCUUCAGCUGAAAAUAGAGUUGUUGAAACCAAUGGGUCAUCUCAAGAAGCUGUUGAUAUCAAUGAACAAAUUGAGGAACAGAGGCGCAGAAUGCAGCCUUCGAAAAUGGAGUCUUUUUUUGCUGUCACCAAGUCAUUGAUAAUAAGAGCAUUAGUUGUUUAUUUCAUUACGUCUAUGUUUCGCCAACCAUCAGCACCAAAGACAGAUUUAAGCAGUCCUACUGGAGGAUCACCCCAAAUACCUGCUGUAAAUAUGUUUUCAAAUGGAACAGUAUUAGAUUUGUAUUGCUAUAUUUCUGAAAAGGAAUUCUAUGGGAAUAUUGAUGAGAAUGAUUUAGUUUGGAAACAUACUGGAAUUGUCUAUGGUGAUUGGUUCAGUGGACCCAAUAAUGAUGGGACAUUUCAUCACUCUACUUCUAUAAUUCCUUCAGAAGUUCUUAAAAACAAUGGAUCAAUAUACAUUCAUAUUUAUGUAGUUCAGACAGGGAAAUCACCAAACCCAAAGGACAAAGAAAGUUAUGGGGGACCAUAUAUCACUUAUGGCAAAAAAAUGUUGAACAAAUACAAAAAAUUACGCUAUCUCAAAACUCAUAACCUAUUAACUGGUCAAACUGAAAAGUCUGCAGAAGAAAUUAUUAAAGCUGAAACCUUGAAAGAAGAAAUAGUUUCACAUUGGCAUCCUAAUUUAACUGUUAAUUUGGUGACAGAUCAGACUAAUUGGAUGCAAGGCAGUGUCCCACCUCCAUUAGAUGAAUUCAUUUUCUUUUUACCUGACGGUAAACAAUAUAAGCCAGCAGUAUUUUUGAAUGACUACUGGAACAUGAUGCGUGAUUAUGUGCCCAUAAAUAAGACAACUGAAGUACUUGAACUAGAGCUAACAUUCCAACCAUUAAGUCUUUUUAAAUGGCAGUUGUAUACAGCACAAGCUAUGAGAGAUAAAUUAAGCAUGUUCUCCGCUUUAGGUGCUGAAGAACAAGAUGAAGAGCAGGAUACAGUAAAGGAGCUACUUCUGGAUACUUCACCAUAUUUGCUAGGCCUCACAAUAUCUAUUUCUAUUCUACAUUCAAUAUUUGAGCUGCUAGCUUUCAAAAAUGACAUUCAGUUUUGGAAUAACAGACAGUCACUUGAAGGUCUUUCUGUAAGAUCUGUAUUUUUCAAUGUCUUUCAGUCCACUGUUGUGUUGUUGUAUGUUUUAGAUAAUGAAACCAAUGUCAUGGUAAGAAUAUCAUGCUUCAUAGGUUUGAUGAUUGAGAUAUGGAAGAUAAAUAAGGUUAUGGAUGUCAAAAUAAAUAGAGAAGAUCGUAUAUUUGGUAUACCAAAGCUUACAUUGACUGAUAAAGGAUCUUAUGUAGAAUCAAGCACAAAGCAGUAUGAUAUGCUGGCUUUUCGCUAUCUGAGCUGGGCAUGCUUUCCUCUUCUCCUAGGGUAUGGGGUCUAUUCAUUAUUGUACCAGGAACACAAAGGAUGGUACUCAUUUAUGUUAAACAUGAUGUAUGGCUAUUUACUAACGUUUGGCUUCAUUAUGAUGACACCUCAGCUUUUUAUCAAUUACAAAUUAAAGUCUGUUGCCCAUCUACCAUGGAGAAUGAUGACAUAUAAGUUCCUCAAUACCUUCAUAGAUGAUAUUUUUGCUUUCGUCAUUAAAAUGCCAACAAUGUACCGAUUGGGUUGCUUUAGAGAUGAUAUUGUGUUCUUUAUCUUCUUAUAUCAGCGGUGGAUUUACAAAGUUGACCACAAGCGUGUUAAUGAGUUUGGAUUCUCUGGUGAAAUGGAAGAACAACAAAAGCUGGCUAAAAGUGGUACUCCAGCCAUUACAGAAACAGAACAACCCGGUGACAAAAAGAAUGAUUAA